This is a messenger RNA of Penicillium macrosclerotiorum, 1065 nucleotides long. Its product is annotated as protein transporter YIF1. Gene Ontology annotation, biological process: endoplasmic reticulum to Golgi vesicle-mediated transport. The coding region runs from base 1 to 1065 and encodes 354 amino acids. The transcript has 3 exons. The record is from RefSeq and is a predicted model, not a curated record. Lineage: Eukaryota; Fungi; Ascomycota; Eurotiomycetes; Eurotiales; Aspergillaceae. Gene Ontology annotation, cellular component: COPII-coated ER to Golgi transport vesicle; endoplasmic reticulum-Golgi intermediate compartment; endoplasmic reticulum membrane.
AUGUAUCGGGGAUCCUUCGCACCGCCGCCCGCGCAGUCGCCGCCUCUUCACCACCCCGUCCCGCAGCAUGUUUCGACCGUCCCGAUGAUGCGCUCUCCACCACCUCCUUCUCAACAGACACCGAAUGCCGGAUAUAGUGGUACUGGGGGAGGUAACCCCUACCAGCCAUCUCCUGCACAAGGCAGUAGUGGGACAUAUGCGCCUGGAUUUGGUGGAUUCAUGACCGAUCCCACUGCGCAGAUGGGGUUUCAGGUCGGCAAGAGUGCCAUGAUGGCUGGACAGGAAUACAUGGAGCAGAACUUCAACCGCUACGUCUCUAUCCCUGCACUGAAGCACUACUUUAAUGUCUCCAACUCCUAUGUCCUCAGCAAGAUCGCCCUUGUCCUCUUCCCUUGGCGACAUAAGCCCUGGUCUCGCCAGCAGGCUCGAAUGGCGGCGAACGCUACCGGUCCGAAUGGACAAAUUGUCCAGCAGCAGUACUCCUCCAUGUUCCUGCCUCCGCGGGAUGACCUCAACUCGCCGGACAUGUACAUCCCCGUCAUGGCUUUGGUCACAUACAUUCUCCUCUCAGUAUUGCUGGCCGGGUUCCGAGGCAACUUCCACCCAGAGCUUCUGGGGUCGAUCACCACCACGGCCAUUGCCGUGAUCAUUUUCGAGAUUCUGUGUCUGAAGAUGGCCAUGUACAUCCUGACCAUCAACAACGACUCGCAGCUACUGGACUUGGUUGCGUACUCGGGCUACAAAUUUGUGGGCAUUAUUGUUACCCUAGUGGCUUCCGAAAUCUUCACUCCGGGACGAGGCACUGGUGGUUGGGUUGGCUGGACCGUCUUUGUGUAUACAUUUUUGGCGAAUGCGUUCUUCUUGCUCCGCUCAUUGAAAUAUGUCCUGCUUCCCGACUCGACUGACUCCUCUAUGCGAGCUGGUGCGAUGCACACUGUCGCUCGGUCUCAGCGCAACCGCCGCACUCAGUUCCUAUUUGUCUACUCAUACAUCAUCCAAUUUGUAUUCAUGUGGGUGCUCAGUCGUGAGGGCCCGUCUUCAGUGGCUGCGAAUGCCAGCUCAUGA